GAAAACAUGAAGUUUAAAGAUGACAGACUAAAAAUCAUGAAUGAAAUGCUCAAUGGGAUCAAGAUCCUCAAGCUGUAUGCAUGGGAGCCAUCUUUCCAGGCUCAAGCGGAAGGCAUCCGGGAGAAAGAAUUGAAAGUCAUGACGAAAGUUUCCUACCUGUUAUCUGUCGGCACCUGUGCUCCAGCUCUUGUUUCUGAGGUCUCAUUUGCUGUGUUUGUGGGCGUCAGUCCAGUCAACGUGUUAACACCAGAGAAAGCUUUCACCUCAAUUUCCCUCUUCAACAUCCUCCGAUUCCCCCUGGCCAUGCUGCCCAUGAUUAUUGCUUCUAUUGUGCAAACCACAGUGUCAAAGAAGCGCCUGGAGAAGUUCCUGUCAGGCGAGGACAUUGAAGCUGGCGCUGUGCAACACAACUCUAGUUUCAAAACUGCUGUCAGUGUAUGUGAUGGUACCUUUGCUUGGGAAAGAGAUGCUGAACCUCUACUGAAAAACGUGUCUUUGGAAAUCAAACCUGGUCAGUUAGUGGCAGUGGUGGGAGCUGUCGGCUCAGGGAAGUCCUCUCUCAUCUCAGCCCUCUUGGGAGAGAUGCACAGCACCAAAGGCUUCAUCAACAUCCAGGGCUCUAUUACAUAUGUGCCUCAACAAGCCUGGACCCAAAACGCCACCUUGAGGGAUAAUGUCCUGUUUGGCUCUCCCAACGACGAAAGAAGGUUCAAAGAAGUCAUAAAGGCUUGUGCCCUUGAACCCGACUUGGAGCUGCUGCCUGGAGGGGCCCUCACUGAAAUUGGAGAGAAAGGUAUCAACCUCUCCGGAGGGCAGAAGCAACGUGUGAGCUUGGCCAGGGCCGCUUACAGUCAGGCUGAUGUAUAUCUGUUAGACGAUCCUCUCUCUGCGGUGGACGCACAUGUAGGAAAGCACCUCUUUGAAAAUGUUAUUGGUCCCAAUGGAAUACUCCAGAACAAGACUCGUAUCCUGGUGACUCACGGAGUGAGCUUUUUGCCUCAUGUUGAUGAAAUAGUGGUCUUGGUGGACGGUGUCGUUUCAGAGAUCGGGUCCUACAGCAGCCUCCGCGCCAGCGGAGGGGCUUUCUCAGAGUUUCUUGACACAUAUGCCAAAGAGCAAAGAACUCAAACCCGUUCAGAGUCAGACCAUAGCCAGAAUAUGGAAGACUUAGAGCUCCUGCCCGACAGUGAAGACACUGACCUCGAUGCUCCUUUGGAGGAUGUGGUUUCUUCUACUUUGAAGAGAGAAAAUAGUAUUCGCCGCAGCCAGCGUAACAGCAGCAUCAGACGACAGAAAAACAGUUCUAUAAGGAAAACAGAAAACGAUGAUGACUUGAAGAAAGGCCAGAAGCUGAAAGAGAAGGAAGCUAUGGAAACAGGAUGGGUGAAGUUGUCAGUAUUCCUCCAGUACCUGCGAGCCGUGGGGUGGGAAUACACCGCCGUAGCUGCACUGGUUUACUUCAUUGGGAAUGUCGCUUUUGUUGGCCAGAACCUUUGGCUCAGUGAGUGGACCAAAGAUGCAGUGGUUUACGCAAACAAGACAUACCACUUCAUCGCUAGAGAUUUGAGAGUGGGAGUGUUUGGAGCUCUGGGAGUGGCUCAGGGUUUGUUUGUGUUCCUCGGCGCGGUGAUUCUGGUCAAUGCUAGCAUCGCUGCAUCCCGUAUCCUGCAUGAACGGCUGCUCAAAAACAUAAUGCGGGUUCCCAUGAUUUUCUUUGAGAUGACUCCAAUUGGAAUAGUGGUGAAUCGCUUUGCAAAGGACAUUUUCACCAUCGAUGAAGCUAUUCCGAAUUCCUUGCGCUCCUGGAUCCUCUGUCUGCUGGGUGUGCUGGGGACACUUUUUGUCAUCUGUCUGGCCACUCCUCUCUUUGCCAUCGUCCUUGUCCCUCUAUCUAUAAUCUACUACUUUGUACAGCGCUUCUAUGUUGCUUCUUCAAGACAGCAACGUCGGCUGGACUCUGUGUCUCGCUCUCCAAUAUACUCCCAUUUCGGAGAGACGGUGUCGGGUCUGAUGGUGAUCAGAGCCUACAAUCAUCAAGAGCGGUUUCUUAAACACAAUGAAAUCACUAUUGAUGAAAAUGUCAAGAGUGUCUAUCCGUGGAUAGUGUCAAACAGAUGGUUGGCUAUCCGUCUGGAGUUCCUUGGAAACCUGGUGGUGUUUUUUGCCUGUUUGUUUGCUGUUAUUUCCAGAGAUUCUAUAGACAGUGGCAUUGUUGGCCUGUCUAUAUCCUAUGCACUUAAUGAGAGUCACCUGUUCACCCACACUAUAACGCAGACCCUGAACUUGCUGGUGAAGAUGACCUCUGAACUGGUGACUAACAUUGAGGCUGUCAAGAGAGUGAGUGAAUACAUCGAGAUUGAGAAUGAGGCUGAGUGGGUGACUGACACUCGGCCGCCGAAGGACUGGCCAGAGGCUGGAAGGCUCCAGUUUGAAAACUACAAAGUCCAUUACCGACCUGGAUUAGACCUGGUGCUGCAUGGAAUCACUUGUGAUAUUGGCAGCACUGAGAAGAUUGGUAUAGUGGGCCGCACUGGAGCUGGAAAGUCAAGUCUGAUGAACUGCCUGUUUAGAAUUAUCGAGGCUGCUGAAGGUCGCAUCCUCAUCAAUGGUAAAGACAUUGCCAAACUGGGGCUGCACGACUUGAGAUCUAACCUCACGAUCAUACCACAGGACCCAGUCUUGUUCUGUGGAACGCUGAGGAUGAACCUGGACCCGUUUGACAAAUUCAGUGACGGAGACGUCUGGAAAGUGCUUGAGCUCUCUCAUCUGAAGGACUCUGCAGCUGGGCUGAAGGAAGGACCGCAACAUAAAGUUUCUGAAGGGGGAGAGAACCUCAGUGUUGGACAGAGGCAGAUGUUGUGUCUUUCUCAAGCAUUGCUGAGAAAGUCCCGCAUCCUCAUCCUGGACGAGGAUACGGCGGCCGUCGACCUGGAGACAGACAAUCUGAUUCAGAACACCAUCCAUAAAGAGUUUUCCAGCUGCACCGUUCAGACCAUUGUCCACCGUCUGCACAGUAUCAUGGACAGCUCCAGGGUAAUGGUGCUUGACGCAGGUAGAAUUGUGGAGUUUGACACCCCGCAGAACCUGCUUUCAAACAAAGGGCAUUUCUAUGCGAUGGCAAAGGAUGCUGGAAUAACUCAACAAGACAGCUCAACAGUUCUCUAAUUUGAACGUACUGAUUAGUGAAAUCCACGAAUUAUGUACAGAUGAUUGUUUACAUAUUGGUUACUUCUGUGUGUAUUAUAUUUAUGGGAAACAAUAGCAUAAAACCAUCAUUUGAAUGUGCAUAAUGUAUUAUGUCA
This is a messenger RNA of Salarias fasciatus (jewelled blenny), 3302 nucleotides long. Its product is annotated as canalicular multispecific organic anion transporter 1-like. Lineage: Eukaryota; Metazoa; Chordata; Actinopteri; Blenniiformes; Blenniidae. Gene Ontology annotation, biological process: transmembrane transport. Gene Ontology annotation, cellular component: apical plasma membrane. The record is from RefSeq and is a predicted model, not a curated record. Gene Ontology annotation, molecular function: ABC-type transporter activity; ATP binding; ATP hydrolysis activity.